Molecule: messenger RNA, 7378 nt
Organism: Nymphaea colorata (pocket water lily)
Lineage: Eukaryota; Viridiplantae; Streptophyta; Magnoliopsida; Nymphaeales; Nymphaeaceae
Exons: 1
Biological process (GO): DNA integration; proteolysis
Molecular function (GO): nucleic acid binding; aspartic-type endopeptidase activity
Source: RefSeq, a predicted model, not a curated record
UCGAGCCUCUUUUUGAGCAUUCGGUUGAAACAGGCCUACCACAGCCAGUCUCAAUCCGAGCUUAAAUCGAAGGGUCAAUCGGCCAUAACUUUUGGGGAUUUUGAUACUGUUCGCUUCCCACCGAACCAAGCUUUCUAUAGGAAGUGGAAUCGCGUCAAUCCAUUCAGUAUUGAGUGAGUUACGAGCUUGAGAAGUCGGAGUAGGUUCUGUCACGCAAUUCCGCCGACCAGUUCCUGUUUCCGGCGACAUUUCCGGCGAUCCAACCGUUGGAUCUUCACGAUUCCGGUGCCAUUAGAUUCCCAACAUCCCUGAGAUCAUCUCCACCAAAUUUGACGUCGAUCGGACUGUAGAUGGCGUUUCUGGAGGCGACGGUCUGAAUCUGGCGGGAAUCGGCGGCGAGCAUCCCUGUUUCUCCGCCACAGGCGGCUGUAACCCAAUAUUCGCUUAGAACAUUGGGAAUGCAGCAUCACCGGGUGAUCUAUUAACUUUAGCUUGUUCCAAAUUUAAUUAUCUGUCGAUUGCAAGUGGUUUCAUCUCUUGAUUUGAUCGCAUUGAGGCGGAGUGGCGAUUUGAAGACCUGUGGCUGUUCUUCUGCACGACGGCUCUUCCUGAAACAGGCGACAGAACUACAGCGACUUUGAGGGAUCAACGACUGGGGUCUAGACAGCUCAGAUUCAGCUCAAAUUUGGAGCGUCUACUCCUUGGCUAGUGGUCUUGCUACAGUCCAAAUUUCAGGAUUUUUGGAGGUGUCUAUGAAUUGUUAUGAUUUUUCCAUCGGAGACCUCUCCAGCAGUCCUGAAGCUGUUCUGCGCCUGAUACAUUUCUGAACGAAGGACAGAACGUGCGCGAUUUUCAGAGCUCAACGACCUGGCCUUAAACUCGUCGGAUUUGGCUCAAACUUGGAGCGUCCACUCCUGAGGAUGUCUACUUGUUGCUGACCAAGUUUGGGGAUUUUUGGAGACUCCUGUGAUUUGCUACGAAUUUUAGACUGGAGGCCACUCCCUGCCAGCGCCUGAACCUGUCUUCUUCGUUUUCCAGAACAGAGGCCAAGCCUCGACGCUACCCCGAUCUCGUUUUCUUCGAUAUUGGGGAAACGAGUAUCUCUGGUGAUUUCAGCUCCUUGAAUCCCUUGUUUUCCUUUGAUUAUAUCCUGGAUUUGAUCGUGCUUGCACUUGUUUUGGCGGAGCAUACCCCUGCUGCAACGAGGAUGGGCUGCAACCUGUUAGCAUAGACUGCAACAGUCCGUGAGCCGCAACCUUGGAGUUGAAGGGUGCUCGUCGACACCAGUUCGACGCCUGCUUCCCCCUUAACAGCAUACAAAGAGGGGUUUAGAUCGCAUCUUGUGAGGCAUUUCAUACUUUGGCUCUGUUGUUCGAUUACUGUUUUGCUGUAACAGUAAUCCGUGCUUCCCUUGUUGCUGAGGUGAACCGUGAGCCAUCAAGCGACCGGUGAGUUGGGGUCGUGGAGCUUGCUGUCCAGCUUGGGCGAGGAGGCAUUUGCUGAGUACCGAGGCUUAGUUUCUGGUUUUCCAGCCUCGGUGGAUAGCUCGGACUAGCUCCGAGGUGGUUUGUACCCUGUCCCACUAUAGCACGGGGAGGGUGUUCUUGCUUACAAACCCGCCUACACGGCGCGCGGCAUAGUGAGGUCCUCGGAGGCUCGUUCAGCCGACGACACACCUCCUUGCGGCUUGGCCACCUAGGGGUUGAGGGUGUGGUUUGUGCGCUUAGGCAUGUAUGUUUUUGAUGAAUGCUUGGAUGUGAAUGUGGUUGAGUGAGGUGAGCGUUUAAGUUGUAUCGUCGCGGUUGUAUUAAGCCUUGAGCCCCUUGGCAUUCUUGUAGUAGGAUUGGCUAUUUGGGUUCGGGAAACACUCUUGUAAUUCUGUCCUAACUUGGGAAAUUAAGCCGGGGUUGCUGUCCGGCAGGGAAAGAGUGUAAAGUCUUCUUAAUACUUAGCCUAUUCGGAGCCUGCCCCAAGAGAUCUUGGGAAGGGAGUUCGGCAUUCGGCAGCGAGCUUAGGCAGUCCUAGCCGGGUUCCCACCAGUUUGGUAUCAGAGCACCUUGGGGCUGAUUGAGCAGCUAUGGCAAAGAAGAAGAACACAAGAGUUGAGCAACAGGAAAUGGAAUUGGGCGUCGAAGAUGCAGCCACCGAAUCAGUUCAUGAGGGCAGCGGAAGGAAUGAAUCAAACCGAGAAAAGUUCUCACGGAUAGAAACCGAACUUGAGGAAAUGAGAGUAAGAAUGAGUCGGCAAGACCAGCCAUCACGUGUGGAAGAGAGGUUGUCUCGCUUUGAGGAAGCUAUGAUUCGUAUGACUGAUAACUUCACGCAAAUAAGUCACCAAUUGGGUUUCUUAACCGGCCGAAUGAAUAAAAUGGACCAAUUGUCAGAAAGUAUAGAAGGGCUAAAUCAAAGAAUGGACCGUAUGGAAAGAUCCGUUAAUCAUGGGCACAACCGAGAAGAUAAGGGAAAAGGACCUUAUGAAGAGCCUCACACAUCAUAUCAAGCUCCCAAAGAGCAUGCCGCAUCGAGUUUUGGAGGGAUUAAAAUUGGAAAAGAUAAUCAAGUUCCACCCAAAACCAAUGAAGCUCACAUGGGAAAUAAAAAGACCAUGGGAGUUAACAUGGCAACUUGUUCCAAACCACUGGUAGACAAUGAUUUUGAAGAAAUUUCAGAUGAAGAUAGUGAGAGAAUCGGACAAAGAAGUGAGAAAAAGAGGGGCCAAAGGAACAUAGAACCCAGAUCCAACAUUCGGGUUGACUUUCCUAAGUUUGAUGGCAAAAACGCCCAAGAUUGGGUGAUUAAAGCGGAGCAAUACUUUGAGUGCCAAGAAGUUAGGGAAGACAAAAAAAUUACAACGGCCAUGAUCUACUUUGAAGGGGCAGCUAUGAGGUGGUAUCGGUCGUACAAGAGGAAAAACCCGGUCAUGGUAUGGGAAACAUUUUCAAAUGCAUUACUCGCUCGCUUUGGAGUCUCGUCAUAUACUAACUAUCAUGUGGAGCUCAUCAACAUGAAACAAAUCACUACCGUGGAGGAGUUUCAAGGUCGAUUUGAGGACAUGUCAUGUAUGGUUGGAGAUUGGCCCGAACCCGCACUCAUAGGUGCAUUCAUGUCGGGAUUGAGAGAGGAUAUUAGAAUUGAGAUGCUAUCCGAGGAACAUGUAGACUUAGACAGUUGCUUUGCAAGGGCACGAGUUAUGGAGGAAAAGCUCCUCAAACGGGCAGCGUAUGAGAAAUUCUCUAAGACCGGAGGAUUCAACCAAAACAAAGGGAAUUUCAACAGGCCUACUCCUAAACCACAGCCACAAGGGUUUCCAAAGAGGGAUACACGUCCAGCCGUUAGGGACAAUGUUCCGGUUCGUUACAUCACCGCUAAGGAGAGGGAUGAAAGGUUCAAAGCCGGGCUAUGUGUGUCAUGUGAGGAAAAGUGGUUCAAGGGACACAAAUGUAAGAGGUUUCAGCUAAUGGUGGUUGUAGAGGAUGAGGACGAAGUUGAGGUUUCAAUCCCAGUUGAGGAAGAGCAACCAGUAGAACAAGAGUGCCCAACGGAAAUUGAGAAGGUGGAUGGGGUUCUUCACUCCAUGAGGGACCCAAACCGUCCUAAAGCAAUGCGUGUUCUUGGAACCAUUCAAGGGCACAGAGUCACAAUCUUGCUAGAUUCGGGAGCAACUCAUAAUUUUAUGAGUUUAGAAACGGCCAAGGAUAGCGGAUGCACAUUGGAAGAUCAAGCACCACUCACGGUCUUGGUAGGAGAUGGAACAAGGCUACCUUGCGUCCACAUUUGCCGAAACAUGGAUAUAACCGUGCAAGGGAUCCCAUACAAGAUAGAUGUCUUAGUUCUUCCGAUAAAAGGGAUGGACCUUGUUCUUGGUGUUGAUUGGUUAGAGACACUUGGGGGAAUCUACUGGGAUUUCUCCAAAAUGAAGAUGAGAUUUGAGAGGGAAGGAGGAGAUCAAGUGACACUCGAAGGAAUCCAGCCCAACUUGGAACCGAAGGCAGCCAUCAAGGCUCUCGUAGCUCAACAGCCAGCCCUCUGGCUGAUAUCGUUAGCCACUGAUGUACCUCCAAAAGGGACAGAGACCGAAGUCAUUCCCAAGGAAGUUCAGCAAGUAUUGGAUGGUUUUGAAGAUGUCUUUUCUGAACCUAAAGGGUUACCUCCUCCAAGAUCAUACGAUCACAGGAUCGUCCUAUCAAACGGGGCAGAACCGGUAAAUGUUAGGCCUUAUCGUUAUGGGUUUACACAGAAAACGGAGAUAGAGAGAUUGGUAAAAGAAAUGAUUGAAGGGGGAAUCAUUCGCCCGAGUAGCAGUCCCUUCUCCUCUCCUGUUUUGUUAGUCAAAAAGAAGGAUGAAACUUGGAGAUUUUGUGUUGAUUAUCGGGCACUUAACGAAGUCACGAUUAAGGACCGCCACCCUAUACCCGUCAUUGACGAACUCCUUGAUGAAUUGGCGGGCGCUUCCAUUUUCUCCAAGCUUGACUUAAGGGCUGGUUACCAUCAGAUACGCAUGGAUAAGCAUGACGUACCCAAGACUGCAUUUAGAACUCACGAUGGGCAUUAUGAGUUCUUGGUCAUGCCCUUCGGAUUAACCAACGCCCCGGCUACAUUCCAACGACGUAUGAAUGAUAUUUUCAGACCACAUCUGAGGGAUUUCAUUCUAGUUUUCUUCGAUGACAUUCUGGUUUACAGUCGAUCAUUAGAGCACCACAUUGUCCACUUAAGGAAGACACUACAAAUUUUGAGGCAGAAUGAACUCUUUGCAAAAGCUUCUAAGUGCAGUUUCGGUCAAGAAUCAAUCGGCUAUUUGGGACACAUAGUGUCCAAGGAAGGUGUUAGAGCUGAUCCAGAAAAGCUCCAUGCCAUGGAGCAAUGGCCUUUGCCAAAAGACCCGAGAGGAAUGAGAGGAUUUCUAGGUCUUACUGGUUACUAUCGAAGGUUUAUUCAAGGCUAUGGAUCUAUAGCCUCCCCUUUGACGAAAAUGUUGAAGAAAGGGGAGUUCACCUGGACGGAUCACUCAAGGGAAGCAUUCGUAAAGCUUAAGGCAGCAAUGUUAGCCGCGCCCGUGCUAACCUUGCCAGAUUUUUCACUUGAUUUCGUGGUGGAGACGGACGCAAGCGACGUUGGUGUUGGGGCUGUCCUCAGCCAAAAGGGCCACCCAAUAGCCUACAUGUCCAAGGCUCUCACCCAUAGGGCAAAGUCAUUAUCCACAUAUGAAAAUGAGUUAUUUGCCAUCGUGUUGGCCGUGGAGAAAUGGAGGCCCUACCUCAUCGGGCGCAAAUUCAUUGUGAGAACGGAUCAUAGUAGUUUAAGGUAUAUGCUCAAACAAAGGGUCUCAACGCCUACUCAACAAAGAUGGCUCGCCAAGCUAUUGGGUUACGAUUUUACAAUCGAAUACAAGAAAGGAACCGAAAACUCGGCGGCUGAUUCGUUAUCGAGACUUGGAGAGCAAUUUCUAACCUUGUCCGUUCUGGAAACCGAUUUGUGGCAGCGAUUGGUCAUUGAGCAAGAGGCUGAUGAAGGUUUGAGACUACUUAGAGCAUCGGUUCAGCAGAAUCCGGGAUCAAUCCCAAACCAUGGCAUGAAGGGGAACGUGCUUUACCGAAAGGGCAAAGCUGUGGUACCACGCGGUUCCUCCCUCAAAAAGGAGCUCCUAUCACACUUUCAUUGUUCAACCACCGCAGGUCACGAAGGCGUGGCCAAAACGCUUGCAAGGAUCAAAACCCAAUUUUGGUGGGAAGGUCUAAAAGGAGAAGUCAAAGAGUUUGUGAGGAGUUGUCAGAUUUGCCAAAGGGAAAAGUAUGAAGCAACCAAGCCACCCGGGCUGAUGCACCCAUUGCCAAUACCUACAAAACCUUGGGCUGAUGUAUCAAUGGAUUUUAUUGAUGCAAUGCCACGUUCGGAAGGAAAGGAAGCGGUGUUUGUAGUGGUGGACAGAUUGACGAAAUAUGGGCAUUUUGCCCCUCUUCCAAGACACUACAAUGGGCCGUUGGUUGCCGGGAUAUACCAAGACUAUGUCGGCAAACUUCAUGGAAUGCCGAGCACUAUCGUUUGUGAUAGGGAUUCGAUAUUCCUUAGUGCGUUUUGGCGCGAGUAUAUGCGCAUGGCGGGGACUUCAUUGCAUUUCAGUACAGCCCACCACCCGCAAACCGAUGGGCAAAGCGAGGUGGUGAACAGGACACUAGAGACCUAUCUGCGUUGUUUCGCGGGGGAACGACCGAACACUUGGGUUCGGUAUCUUGCUUGGGCAGAAUGGUCCUACAACACUAGUCUCCAUUCCGGGACUAGUAUCACUCCCUACGAGGCACUGUAUGGGUGUCCUCCUCCACUCAUUCCAAACUAUGAAGUAGGGACAGCUCAAGAUGAUGAGGUGGACUGCACACUCCGUAAUCGGGAUGAGAUCUUGACAGUUUUGAGGCAGCAUAUCGUAAGAGCCCAGAAUCGAAUGAAACAAACAUAUGAUAAAGGCCGCAAAGAUCGAGAGUUCAAGGUUGGGGACAUGGCAUGGUUGAAGAGGCUACCUAUGCGACAAAAAUCGUUGCUUGGACAGCCUUAUUCCAAACUUUUACCCCGUUAUUAUGGGCCAUUCCGGGUCUUGCAAAGAGUUGGCAAAGGAGCCUACAGGUUAGCACUACCACCCACCGCAUUAGUCCAUCCGGUCUUCCAUGUAACUAGACUCAAGCCGCAUUUUGGUCAGUUGCCAGAACUUAUUGAACCUUUGCCAGAUUUUCGGCCUAGACCGUAUAGGAUACUUCGUCACCGGCACCUGCAGAGAGAGGGGCGUCAGAGACAUGAGGUUUUAGUUGAGUGGGACGGCCCAGAUUCAGGUACAUCAUGGGAGCUAUAUGACAGGAUUGUCCAGGAUUUCCCAACUACUAGAGCUUGGGGACAAGCUCAGUCUCAGCGUGGUGGAUCUGAUACGGAACUCCCUAGGACUAGGCCGGGACUAGCCUUGAUUGCUGCCGAAUCCCAUCAACUACCACAGGCCGAUAGCGCUAAGCUUGUCUGCGCGAACCCUUUGUCGCCAGAUGGGCAUGAGAGACUUGGUAAGGGUGAGACUUGGCCACUGAGUGUAAGGGGCAGAGAGGCUUUACUAACUGUGAAUGGUGCAGCUUGUAGCGCUAAUAACGCCACACAAGGCCUAACGUCACACCAGGUAAUCGUCGGAGGCAUGCCACUGCCGGCCACAGGCGCAGCACAACUCCGGGGCACGGCCGAGCGCACAGCCGAGGGACAUCGCCGACUACCGGGCAUCGAGGACGCAGACGGGUGCCGCGCGCAGGAGAGCGUCGACGCUGGAGGUCACCUGGAGCAUUGUGAGGUUGUAGCGAGCGAGGACGCUAUCAGAGUGCACAGCGGAAACCUUAGAGAGGCUAACGAGCGGGCACCA